AUGCCGAGUUCUUGCAAGGAGUUGAGAGCCGCUCUGGCGCAAUGCCUCCAGGAGUCGGAAUGCGUCAUGGUCCAACGAAACUCGGCGGCCGACUGCCUCCGCCCACCCCUCGUCGACACGCUCCCGCCGAAAUGCCAACAGCUCAAGAAAGGUUUCGGCGAGUGCAGACGCGGGCUGGUCGACAUGCGCAAGCGAUUCCGCGGCAACGUUCCCGUAUCGUACCAGACGAUCCAGAAGGCCGAUGAAGAGGGCAAGGGAUACCAGCUCUAUGCCGGAAAGUCUGCUUUCGGUGGCGGGGUCAAGAUCACGAGCGGCGACGAGCAGGAGCAAGAUUGGAGGGAGGUGGCGAACGAAAAGUACCGCGCCGAGGCGGCGGCAGCAGCUAAAUCUGACGCGCCCACUAAGUCAUCCUUCGACUCGUCUUCGGGUGGCGGCGGCUUCUUCCUCCGCGCCUUCACAGUUUAG
Molecule: messenger RNA, 465 nt
Organism: Scedosporium apiospermum
Lineage: Eukaryota; Fungi; Ascomycota; Sordariomycetes; Microascales; Microascaceae
Exons: 3
Coding region: 1-465 (154 amino acids)
Biological process (GO): mitochondrial respiratory chain complex IV assembly
Cellular component (GO): mitochondrion
Source: RefSeq, a predicted model, not a curated record